Molecule: messenger RNA, 2004 nt
Organism: Monosiga brevicollis MX1
Lineage: Eukaryota; Choanoflagellata; Craspedida; Salpingoecidae
Exons: 9
Coding region: 1-2004 (667 amino acids)
Molecular function (GO): calcium ion binding
Source: RefSeq, a predicted model, not a curated record
AUGGCGCUCUCGCAGCCGCUCUGGCUGACCCUGCUGAUGGCAAUGGUGGCGCUGGCUGCCGGAGCCAGAGCGGAGGACGUUCCCACUCUGAGCACGCUUGAUGGCAAUGUUACCCUGGCCUUGGAGAGUGGCAAGGAGGCCGCUCUAGCACGCCAAAAUAUGAUCAACUCGACCACUUUUGCCGCACUUGAGAAUCGCGUGACCCAGCUCGAAGGUGAUUCGGUCACGCAGACCGAACUGGCGGAGGACCUCGACCAGGUUUUGGUGGAUGUCUCAGAGCUCCUGGACGAGGAGCUCGCCUACGUGUACGGCAACUUGUCCCUCAUCAACUCAUCCUUUGCCAAUACCUCCUUCAACGCCAAUAGCAACGCCAUCCUCAGCUGCUUCUCUCAGGGCCUGGUCUACGAUGGCGAGUUAGACCGUUGCGUGCCCACGUUUUUGCACCAAGGCUGCCACACCGGCGGCCCCAACCUUGCAAACACCGCCGCAUCCGACUGCAGCGGCACUGGCUUUGACGACACCUGCACGAUUACUUGUGUGCCGGGCUUUUCGGCCGGCACCACAAUCGUGUACAGGUGCAACGCGCUGGCCGAGUGGGUCCCAACCACAGACCAGGCCCUGGCUUGUGUGGACAUUGACGAGUGUGCGUCAGAGAAUGCCUGUCCAGCACAGGCCACUUGCAUCAACCUUCCCGGAUCCUAUGAAUGUCGGUGCCCAGGCGGCUUUACCGUUGCUCCAACCGAGCAGAGUUGUUACGGCCUGUACCUCGAGUUUCUCGAACAGCCCGAGAUGGUGCAGUUCCAGUUCACCGGCAACUGUCAAAAGCUUCAGCGCACAAUUUCCAACACCAUCCCCACCAAUGCCGUGGCUGUUUUGGCCUCGCUCACAUUCUACAAUAGCCAACAAAACGACCACUGCGUCUACUCGCUGGGUCGCGACAACAAUGUUGCGUGCUACAACUAUGACAAUGAGAUUUACACAGUUGAUGGCUACUUUGGGGACAUCUUGCAAACGCAGAAUGGUGAUGCGGGUGGGGCCCAGCAUCACGGCUAUUCUGCUGGUACAACCAUCAUUCCCCUCAAUGGACGUACCAUCAAGGCAUUGGUCGGCGGCAUGUCCCGAGGAUACAACUACCUCGCCGUGUACAUCUAUGGUUAUCUCACGGGAGCUGCGCGCUCGACCCUCCUGGACGUGGGCGACAUCCAGACCCUGAAGCGGCAAUCUUCAUCCGCCGAGCGCUUUGAUUUCACACUCGAUACCACGAACCUACCGCUCACCAACAUUUCUGGUCUUCUGACCACGACCACCACCUAUGUUUCGACUCAAGACGACCAAUAUGCACUAACCCCUCCUCGUCUGCAACCCAGUUUUGGGGCGACGUGGUACAGACGCACGAUGGUGAUUGCUUCCGAGGCCACUGACACCUACGGCAAGAGCAAAUUCAUGAUGACGGGUACGCUGGACGACGGAACCACAAACGUCAAUGCUGGCUCAGGCUUUAACAAUAACGGGGAGAUGUACUUGUCCAUGGCCGUCUUCGGUUACAUCCCAGCGGUCCCUUACACCAACAUUGUUUAUUUGGACAGGUCCAAGUCGCGCAAACUCACCUUUGCGCCCACACAGCGUACGGUGCAAACCGGAAUAUCUGCCCCAACAGAGUCGGGCGUGCCAGCGGAUGCCAUCGCUUUGAUCACGACCAUACACACAUUUGAACCGACCGACAGCUCAGACCACGUCGUCCACACCUUUGGGCGCGAUGCCACGCACACGAUCAACGCCUGGGGAAUCAACAUUUAUAAUUUUGGAAGCCGUUUCAAUGACGUCCAAAUUACGCAUGACGGUGGCUCUGGUGCCGAUUCAGCCUACGGCAUCUGGCACGGUACUCAAAUCAUCCCCCUCAAGCCAGAUGGCACCUUUGAUGCCGUCAUGUGUGAUGGCGAGUCUACGCCGGGCAAAGCACACGACAUCACGAUUGUCGUCGUGGGCUAUAUUGCCAGUCUGUAA